Messenger RNA from Thalassophryne amazonica, 3545 nucleotides. It is a transcript of the gene dcaf6, whose product is annotated as ddb1 and cul4 associated factor 6. Gene Ontology annotation, biological process: positive regulation of transcription by RNA polymerase II. The record is from RefSeq and is a predicted model, not a curated record. The coding region runs from base 286 to 3108 and encodes 940 amino acids. The transcript is spliced from 21 exons. Gene Ontology annotation, molecular function: protein binding. Lineage: Eukaryota; Metazoa; Chordata; Actinopteri; Batrachoidiformes; Batrachoididae. Gene Ontology annotation, cellular component: Cul4-RING E3 ubiquitin ligase complex; cytoplasm.
GUGUUUUAUCGCGUGAUUUGGACCCAGCUGAUUGCUGUGACUGCUGUCCGCUUGAAGCUGGUCUAGCAAGAAGAGAGACAGAAGGCAGCAGAUAACUUCUGGAGCACAAGAGCGACUCAUUAGCGCUCAGCCAAAUGCAAGUGUCGAACAGCGCAGCAAACUAAUGUUACAGCUACUCAGAUGUGGACGACUAAACUGAAACGACGGUAGAUAAAGGAGACAUCAAAAUAGAAGAGCUAGCUUAGUUUCAAUGUUAUUGCUAAUCAGAAGACGCACUGGCUCACAAUGUCCUGUUCUGGCAAUCUGGUUUGGGAUGUAAAUAAGCGUUUAAUUGGAUACAACGAACCGAACAUCAUCAGGACCAACUAUUUAGGCAGAAGAGAAUUCGUCCAGAGGCUAAAACUUGAAGCCACACUGAAUGUACAUGAUGGAUGUGUCAACACCAUUUCAUGGAACGAUACAGGAGAAUACAUUCUUUCGGGUUCAGAUGAUACCUUUCUGGUCAUCACCAACCCAUACAACAAAAAAGUCAAAAAAUCAAUACGUUCAGGACAUCGGGCAAAUAUCUUCAGUGCUAAGUUUAUGCCUCACACCAAUGACCACGAGAUCAUCUCCUGCUCUGGAGAUGGCAUCAUCUACUACACCCACACCGAGAAGAGUCCUGAGUAUAACCGACAGUGUCAGUUCACCUGCCAUUAUGGAACAGCUUAUGAGAUUAUGACAGUACCAAAUGACCCCUACACCUUUCUGUCAUGCGGAGAGGACGGCACAGUGCGAUGGUUUGACCUUCGCACAAAAACAAGUUGCACUAAAGAAGACUGCAAAGAUGACAUUCUGAUUAACUGUCGCAGGGCAGCAACAUCUAUUUCUGUAUCUCCCCUGGUGCCAUACUAUCUUGCUGUGGGCUGUUCAGACAGCUCAGUGCGCAUAUAUGACAGACGUAUGCUGGGCACCAGAGCUACAGGUAAUUACAUGGGCCGUGGAACGACGGGCAUGUGCGUGAGGUUCGUACCAGCCCAUCUCUCCAACAAGUCCUGCAGGGUGACCUCCCUCUGCUACAGCGAGGACGGCCGAGAGGUGCUGGUCAGUUACUCCUCUGAUUACAUCUAUCUGUUCGAUCCCAAAGAUGACCAAGCUCGAGAACUGAAGGGCCCAUCUGAGGAGAGACGGGAGGAGCUGAAGCAGCCCCCAGUGAAGCGCCUCCGACUGCGAGGUGAUUGGUCUGACACUGGACCCCGAGCUCGUCCUGAAAGUGAGAGGGAGAGAGAUGGGGAACAGAGCCCAAACGUGUCUCUGAUGCAGAGGAUGUCGGACAUGUUGUCUCGCUGGUUUGAGGAGGCCAGCGAGGCUCAGACCAGCAGAGGAACCAGACCUCAGACACGACCCAGAGGAACAGCUCUCCGUCCAGAGGGGGCGCCAACUGCUCCAACUGUUCCCACAGUGGUCCCCGCCCAGGAGCCCAGCGCUACCGAUCGGCCCAUGGAGACUGAGACUGAGGUACCUGAAGCUCCUGCCGCCGACGGCCCCAUGCCUAAAUCCACCUCCUCAUCCUCCUCAGGGUCAUCGUCAGUGGUUACAGCACCACCUCCUUCCAGCUCCUCAUCCGCAGAGAGUUCGGCCCCUUCGUCCUCCCCCCUCACAUCCUCCCCUGACUCAGAACAGAGGAGUCAGACCGACACCCCAACACCGACGCCCACUUCAGAUCCAGCACUCUCAGAGUACGGUCCUCAUCGGCUGCCCAUAAGUUUAGUGUGUAGGCGUUUGCAGAGGUUACUUCGCCUGGCCGAUCCCCCUGGACAGGGUCAGCGGGCGGCCUCUUCUUCCACUGCAACCCCUGAGAGACAAUCGCAAAGAACGCCUGCUGCCGCUGAGACACAACCCUGUACAGAUUCCCCCUCGUCUGUGGUUAACAAACAGCUGGGAUCCAUGACUCUUGAUGAACAGCAGGGAGCAGCACAAGCUGCAGUUUCACCUCCCGAUGAAGCCGUUUCUGUGACAGCCAGCGACAGCACACCCACCUCCACCGGUACCAGUCGGCCCAGUGCUGCCGAGCCCGUCCUCAGCCUGCACUACAGCUCAGAGGGAACCACCACCAGCACCAUAAAACUGGACUUCACUGACGAGUGGAGCAGCAGCACAUCCAGCUCUCUUGGUAACGGCAGACCCAAAACCUCUGAGGCUGUGGCUGUACUGAGCAAAGAGAUUCUGUCAGACAGCUCAGGAACAGAACAAGCUCCCUAUGAUUCUUUAGGGCAGCAGAGCGAGCCAAGCUCGUCGGCCCAACCCACAGCCGAGGCCUCCUCCGGAGGAGACAACGUGGCUUCUUCAUCCCUGGACAGGAGUCAGACAGAAAAUGUGGCGGCCGCAUCGGGGGGAUGCAGGAGAGAGGAACCCACCACAGAGGAGGGAGAGCAAAGCCGCAGUCAGCCCACACGGGGAAACCAGGACUCCGAUGACAGCGACGACGACCCGAUUCUCAUCCCAUCAGCAAGGUUCAGAGGGUUACAGGGCCACAGAUUUAAUUCCAGAGGAUCUGCAGUAGGAGAUAGAAUGAUCAGGCGCUCAGCAGCUGCAAGAAUCCAGGAGCUGUUUCGCAGGAGGAAAGAAAGAAGGGAGAUGGAAGAGAGCGAGACGCAGAAUAUUAGGAGGCCCUCAGUCAAAAUGGUCUAUAAGGGUCACCGCAACUCCAGGACAAUGAUAAAGGAGUCGUGUUUCUGGGGGAAUAACUUCGUGAUGAGUGGCUCAGACUGCGGUCACAUCUUCAUCUGGGACAGACACACCGCAGAGCACCUCAUGCUGCUCGAAGCCGACAACCACGUGGUCAACUGCCUGCAGCCGCACCCCUACGACCCCAUUUUGGCUUCAUCAGGGAUCGAUUAUGAUAUCAAGAUUUGGUCACCUCUGGAGGAGUCGCCAUCUUUCAACACCAUCCUCGCUGAUGAGGUCAUAACUCGGAAUGAGCUGAUGCUGGAGGAAACCAGGAACACAAUCACAGUGCCGGCAUCAUUCAUGCUCCGAAUGUUGGCUUCCCUUAAUCACAUCAGAUCAGAUCGAGUAGAAGGUGAUCGCUCUGAAGGUUCGAGUCAGGAAAAUGAUGAAGAACAGUAGCCUGCUGACACUCAUCUUUGCUGUGAAGCACUUGGAAACCUGAGAUUUGUACAACUGUAGAAUAACUUCCUUUUGACAACUGGUGUCAUUUCUAGCUGCCCCCCCAAGUGUUUUUUAAAGAGGACUUUCUUACUGAUGUUUGCGUGUGUGUGUGUGUAAGGAUAAACCUGUGUGGAUGCAAGGAAGUCAAAUUAUGUGAAGACAAAUGAUUGCUGAUGUGCAAGACUGUUAAGUGCAAUAUUAUUUUUGUUGGGAGUGAUUGAGCUUUGAUCAGUGUUAACGUGUGACUUUUUGAAUUUAAUACGAAGCAGAGAAACUCGAACCUGAGCAAGUGCAUGUAAGUAAACAAGACCUAGACACUGCUUUAAUUUUGCGCCCAAAACUGUGGAUCUGAUUCCCAAAGGGUUCUCAAUAAAAUAACUUAGGAAAAAAAAAAA